AAAACUUUCCUCUUUCUUCGCAUUCUUCUCCUUCUAUCGGACUUUGCCACACCAGAUCGGAGAAUCUCAAUCCUCUUUUCACUUUUUUUUGGCUUCUUCAAUCAAAUCUCUCCGACAGAUUCAAUGAAGCAGUAAGAGGUAAAACCUUAAAAGAAAAAAAAACAAUCAGGACUUCUUCGGAGCCGGAGUUUUGUCUGAUCUGUCGGAGAGGACGUGUCGGCAUCUUUGUCUCGCUCUAUAAAAAUCCUAGCUGGACUUCCACAUCACUAACUCAAUUAGAGAAGCUGUUUUGAGUAAGUAGUAAGUAAGCUUAUACACAAUGGGAACGAGCGAAGACAAGAUGCCAUUUAAGCCUACCAAACCAACAUCUUCGGCUCAGGAAGUUCCUCCCACACCGUAUCCAGAUUGGUCAAAUUCAAUGCAGGCUUAUUAUGGCGGAGGAGGUACGCCAAAUCCUUUUUUCCCAUCCCCAGUUGGAUCUCCUAGUCCCCACGCUUAUAUGUGGGGCGCUCAACACCAUAUGAUGCCGCCUUAUGGGACCCCAGUACCGUACCCAGCAAUGUAUCCCCCGGGAGCAGUCUAUUCUCAUCCUAGCAUGCCCAUGCCUCCUAAUUCUGGUCCAACCAACAAGGAGACUGUGAAGGACCAAGCUUCUGGCAAGAAGUCAAAGGGGAGCUCGAAAAAAAAGGGUGAAGGAGGUGACAAAGCGCUCUCUGGUUCAGGGAACGAUGGUGUCUCUCAUAGUGAUGACAGUGUCACAGCGGGUUCAUCUGAUGAAAAUGAUGACAAUGCCAAUCAACAGGAACAAGGUUCAGUUAGAAAGCCGAGCUUUGGACAGAUGCUUGCGGACGCAAGUUCUCAAAGUACUACUGGUGAAAUCCAAGGUUCGGUGCCCAUGAAGCCGGUAGCCCCGGGGACUAAUCUGAAUAUCGGGAUGGACUUAUGGUCUUCCCAAGCUGGUGUACCUGUGAAGGAUGAACGAGAGCUCAAGAGGCAGAAGAGGAAACAGUCUAACCGUGAAUCUGCUAGGCGGUCUAGAUUGCGGAAGCAGGCGGAAUGCGAACAACUUCAACAGAGAGUAGAGAGUUUGUCGAACGAGAAUCAAAGCCUGAGAGAUGAGCUACAAAGACUCUCAAGCGAAUGUGAAAAGCUCAAGUCUGAGAACAACUCAAUCCAGGAUGAGUUGCAGAGAGUGCUUGGAGCAGAGGCUGUAGCUAAUCUAGAGCAGAAUGCUGCUGACGGUGAAGGAAAAAAUUAACACGUAGGAAACAUGGAAUUUUAUAACGGAUUAUUGGGAUUUUUCAACACCGGAUAAAAAAAACUUAGUCCAAAGUUAUUUGAGAUUACAUAACUAUACAAUCGUUUGACAUUUUUGUGUAAUAGAGAUUUGACCUAUAAGACUGUAGAAGCUGCAAAAGCUACGAUUACACUUUGUUUUAUUAGUCUUCGUGAUUGGAAUCGGAUUCUGAAUCCGAGUUUGUUUCUGCUU
Molecule: messenger RNA, 1489 nt
Organism: Arabidopsis lyrata subsp. lyrata
Lineage: Eukaryota; Viridiplantae; Streptophyta; Magnoliopsida; Brassicales; Brassicaceae
Product: G-box-binding factor 1
Exons: 12
Coding region: 320-1258 (312 amino acids)
Biological process (GO): regulation of DNA-templated transcription
Cellular component (GO): nucleus
Molecular function (GO): DNA-binding transcription factor activity; sequence-specific DNA binding
Source: RefSeq, a predicted model, not a curated record